AUGCAGAAAGUCCUGGGUGGUCACUACGCCUAUAUAGCGGCCAAAUCAGAGGUGGACACACAGAUGACCAGACAGUGCGGACUAGCAACCAUUGACGAGAAGUUCCUACAUAUGCAAUACGCAUUCGGGAUGCCCAAUAACUCACCCUACACUGAUAUAUUUUCUCUUAAAAUUUUGAAGAUUUUGGAGAGUGGACUUAUGAAUAUAUGGGAGAGAAAAUGGUGGGCACGACAGAAGUUAUGUUAUGAGGCGACAUGGGACCAGCGUAAGGUUAUAAAUCUAAUGGACGUACAGAGUGCUUUCUAUCUAAUAGGUAUAGGGAUCGUGUUGGCUAUACUGGUGUUCUGUUUGGAAUGGAUAUGCUUCAAAAUUAUCCAGACUAGGAAGAAACCACAACCUGUAAACUCACAAACUGCAGAAAUAUCAACAUUACCGGUGUGA
This is a messenger RNA of Ylistrum balloti, 441 nucleotides long. Its product is annotated as glutamate receptor ionotropic, kainate 2-like. The record is from RefSeq and is a predicted model, not a curated record. The coding region runs from base 1 to 441 and encodes 146 amino acids. The transcript is spliced from 2 exons. Lineage: Eukaryota; Metazoa; Mollusca; Bivalvia; Pectinida; Pectinidae.